Aphanomyces invadans is the source of this 1637-nucleotide messenger RNA. RefSeq lists its product as hypothetical. The record is from RefSeq and is a predicted model, not a curated record. The coding region runs from base 22 to 972 and encodes 316 amino acids. Gene Ontology annotation, biological process: peptidyl-hypusine biosynthetic process. NCBI's taxonomy places the organism in Eukaryota, Oomycota, Saprolegniomycetes, Saprolegniales, Verrucalvaceae. The transcript has 4 exons. Gene Ontology annotation, molecular function: deoxyhypusine monooxygenase activity.
CAUUGUUCAUCUUGCUGGAAGAUGACCGACGGCCCUUCCUUCGAACAACUCCGUGCGUCCCUGCUGGACCUGUCCCAGCCCAUGGGCAAGCGCACGCGUGCUGUGUUCUACCUGCGUACUCGCGGCGGGAAGGACGAAUUGAACGUUCUCCUGGAAGCGUUGCCCAACAAGAAGGACUCGGAGCUCAUGCGCCACGAACUGGCCUACGUAAUCGGUCAAUUCCAAGAUGAUGACGCGUGUCCAGUAUUGGAACGUGUGCUGGCGGACGUGGAAGACGAUUGCAUGGUCCGCCACGAAGCCGCGGAAGCGCUUGGAGCAAUUGGCAAUGCGUCAUCGAUUGAUAUUUUGGAACGAUUCUCCCACGACGAUGCACCUGAAGUCGCAGAAACUUGUGCAUUGGCCCUGCGCUUGGUGAAGUACAAGCACGACCCCACCGAAGUGAAUGAAGAAAUGGACCGCAACCCAUACUACUCGGUAGACCCCGCGCCCGCGAUGCAAAAGUCCAAAUCGACCGAAGAGCUCAAGGCUAUCUUGCUUGACACGUCGCGGUCCAUGUUUGAUCGGUAUCGCGCGAUGUUUUCCCUGCGCAACCGCAACACAGAAGACGCUGCCCUGGUAUGUCUUGCCCUUUGGAAUCGGCCUCAGUGGUCUCCGUCCGACGGACAGGCUCUGGCGAGCGCAUUCAACGACAAGAGCGCACUGUUUCGACAUGAGAUUGCGUACGUGAUGGGCCAAAUGGUCAACCCCGUGACGGUACCAGCUCUGAAGGAGGUGCUCGUGAACGAAGCAGAACACCGAAUGGUGCGCCACGAAGCGGCCGAAGCUCUUGGGUCUAUCGGCACCCCCGAAUGCGAGGAAAUCCUCCAGGUGUACUUGAAGGACGCCCAUCAAGUCGUCCGAGAGAGCUGUGAAGUCGCCCUGGACAUCAUCGACUACUGGGCUCACCCUGUCCAGGACAGUGUCGAGGCGUAAGAUCAUGAAGACAAAUCUAUUGAAUGUACCAAGCAAUGUUUGUAUGGGUGAAACCGCGAAGGACUUACUAAAUACGACCAAACUACAUGUGCUGAAUGUUAUGACGGCGCGAUGCGAUCAAGCUUCUCCAAGUCCGAGUCGAGCGCUCGUAACUCACGCCGGGCAAGCCAGCACGACGCGGCAAAGAAACGAGGGCCCAUCACGAUGGCCGCAACGUAUGUCGAGCUGAUGGCCUCAGUCGCGAAAGCCUUCUCUUGGUGCUGCCACCAACCGUGGAGAACUUCGCUCACUAACCACGUCGCGACGACAAGAAAACGGGUUGUCCAUUGUACAACGGCGGGUUCUCGACUCCAUAGAACGAGACUUGCUUCACCAAUGUACCCCACGGCAGCCAACUUGCACAUGUACUUGACGUAGUGCAUGCUAAUGACAAGACCUUCGCCAUCAAGCGUCGAGGAUGGGAGGACGUGGAGUUGCCACCACAUGACCACAGCAAGCAGCAUGCCCAACGUGACGAGAACUCCGCGCCACACUCGAGAUUGGGUGAUAUUCUGUUGGCGGAGCACGUGGAGAAGCUGGAUGUCAAUGGCGGCGGCUGCGGGCGACGUGGGUGGAGGAGGCGAGGUGCCCAUGGACGUGGGUACAUUCGAAUUCCCCCAAUUUCC